AUGGCCGACGACGGUGCGUCCCGCGCGGAGCUGAUCGAGCCGGCCCCGGCGCUGCCGGCGGAGCCUGUGACCGCGAGGAAGCCUCGGGGGCGUCCUCCGGGGUCCAAGAACAAGCCCAAGCCGCCGGUGGUGGUGACGCGGGAGAGCGAGGGCGCGAUGCGCCCCGUUGUGCUGGAGCUCGCGGCGGGUUGCGACGUGGUCGCCGCGGUGGCCGCGUUCGCGCGCCGCCGCCGGGUGGGCGUGUCCGUGCUCUGCGGGCGCGGGGCGGUGGCCGCCGUCCGGCUGCGCCUCGCGACCUCCCCGACGACGGCGUCCACGGUGACGCUGCACGGGCGGUUCGAGGUCCUGUCCCUGUCCGGGACCGUGCUGCCGUCCGAGGGUGCGGCCUCGGCGCCGGCGCCGUUCUCGGUGUCGCUGGCGGGGGCGGGCGGGCAGGUGAUCGGCGGGACGCUGGCCGGGGAGAUGACGGCCGCGGACGGGGUGGUGGUGGUGGCCGCCACGUUCGGGAGCGCCGAGGUGCACCGGCUGCCCGCGGCCGCAGGCGCGGAGGACGAGGACGGCGCCGGUGGCGGUGAGGAGGGGAGGCAUCCGCAUUCCCAGCUGCUGCUGCAGCAGCAGCAGCUGGCGCCGGCGGCAGGGAGCGCAGCGGGCGACGUGGAGGGGCUGGGUGGCUACGGCGGUGGUGCUGGGACUGGGAGCGGCGGCGGCCAUGUGGGGAGGCACGCGCAUGUGCCUGAGAUGGCGUUGUGGGCCCAGCCUGCAUCCAGUCGCGGCCCGGCCCACCCUUUGCCCCAGUUCUAG
Panicum hallii is the source of this 801-nucleotide messenger RNA. RefSeq names its product AT-hook motif nuclear-localized protein 27-like. Bases 1 to 801 code for a protein of 266 amino acids. The record is from RefSeq and is a predicted model, not a curated record. The transcript has a single exon. Gene Ontology annotation, molecular function: minor groove of adenine-thymine-rich DNA binding; DNA-binding transcription factor activity. Gene Ontology annotation, cellular component: nucleus. Lineage: Eukaryota; Viridiplantae; Streptophyta; Magnoliopsida; Poales; Poaceae.